CCUCUUAAUUCUAUACAACAUCAUGAGCGUUAUCGGCAUUAACUUUGGUACAGCCUACACCUCCAUUGGCUACGUCAACAAGGAAGGACGUGCUGAUUGUCUCGCCAACGAAGAAGGUGAUCGUCAGAUCGCCUCUGUUCUCGCUUUCCACGGAACCGAGGAGGUCGUUGGUUCCCAAGCCAAGUCUGAGAUUGCUCGUCACCCCAAGACCACUGUUGCUAACUUCCGUGCUGCCCUUGGCAAGAGCUUUGCAGAGGCCGAGAACUUGACCGGCUCUGCUGCUCAGAUCGUCAACAAGGACGGUAAGCCCGCUUACGAAAUCGAGUUCGAGGAGAAGAAGGAGGCUUUCACCGCCAAGACCAUUUCCACCAAGUUCUUCUGCCACAUCCGCGAAUCUGCCGAGCAGUUCUUGGGUGGACCUGUCGCUGGUGUUGUCAUGGCCGUGCCAUCUUACUUCACCGACAAGCAGCGCGAGGAAUUGUCUGCUGCUGCCGAGGAUGCCAAGCUCAAGGUCAUCCAGCUCGUUCACGAGUCUGCCGCCGCUGCCGUUGCCUACGGUAUCGGUCAGGAGUCUUCUUCCAAGAACCCCCAGGACAAGACCAUCGUUGUCUGUGACCUGGGUGCCCACUCCUUCGAUGUCACCGUCCUUACCGUCCGUUCCGGUAUCUACUCUGUCGUCGCCACUGCCCACGACACCAAGCUCGGUGGUAGCUCCUUCGACGAUCUCCUCAUUGCUCACUUUGCUGCCGAGUUCAAGAAGAAGACUAAGGUCGACAUCAACGCCAACGCCAAGGCUCUUGCCAAGCUCCGUGGUGCCGUCGAGGUUACCAAGAAGAUGUUGUCCAGCGCCACCUCCGCCCCUUGUUUCGUUGAGUCCCUUGCUGAGGGUUUCGAUCUCCACGGUACCAUCAACCGUAUGCGUUUCGAGAUCAUGUCCAACAAGGUCUUUGCCCGUAUCCAGGAAGUUAUCCGUGAGGUUCUUGGCAAGGCUGAUCUUGAUCCCUCUGAAGUUGAUGAGGUUCUCCUUGCUGGUGGUGCUGCCCGCGUCCCCAAGUUCGCUGUCAAGAUCCGCGAGACCUUCUCUAGCGAGCAGACCAAGGUCCGCUCCGAGUUGGAGGCCGAUGAGGUCGUCGCUCGUGGUUGUGCCAUCCAGGGUUCCUUGAUCGCCGGUUUCGAGAAGGAGGACAUUGAUGCUUCCACCCACCCCGUUGUCACCCUUGUGCCCCACACCCAGAAGGCCAUUGGUGUCUUGAACGCCAACAAGGAGUUUGUCACCAUCAUUCCCCGUGGUACUGCCCUCCCUGCUCGUCGCGUCUUCGAGUUCAGCAACUCUGCUGACAACCAGACCCACGCCUACCUUGCUCUCCACGAGGGUGAACACACCAUUGAGAAGACCGAGCUUCCCGCCGAGGCUGUCGAGGAUGAUGAAGAGCCUCUUGAGCCCGAGGUCAUCACCAAGGUCGUCACCAAGCCUGCCACUCUCUUGGCUGAACUCAGCCUUCCUCUCCAGCACGGACAGAAGGCCAAGGCAAGCAAGGUCGAGGUCCAGGUUACUGUUGAUGCUGACAGCAAGUUGAACGUUGUUAUGCGCGAGAAGAACGGCACUGGCAUUGUCAAGGCUGAGAUUGCCAACAAGAAGUAAAACAAAAAACAAAAACAAAAAAAAAUCACACAUAAAAUGAAACCCUUCUUUACAAGAAACAUAUUAAAAAGUAUUCAAAGAUGAUAUCUUUUCUUUCCAUUCCCCUUCUUCUUCUUCUUCUUUACUUCAUUCUCCUUUAUAAAAACAAGAGCAUAAAAAGAAAGAUUACAUUAAAUAUAU
This is a messenger RNA of Phycomyces blakesleeanus NRRL 1555(-), 1822 nucleotides long. RefSeq lists its product as hypothetical. The transcript is spliced from 5 exons. Bases 23 to 1642 code for a protein of 539 amino acids. NCBI's taxonomy places the organism in Eukaryota, Fungi, Mucoromycota, Mucoromycetes, Mucorales, Phycomycetaceae. Gene Ontology annotation, cellular component: cytosol; nucleus. Gene Ontology annotation, molecular function: ATP binding; ATP-dependent protein folding chaperone. The record is from RefSeq and is a predicted model, not a curated record. Gene Ontology annotation, biological process: protein folding.